UUGGACAAUCGGGCCGAAUUAAAACAAAAAAAAACAUUUAGAGCAUCUCCCACAAAAUCCAAAUCAAUCUAGCCAACGCCAUUCUCCAAACUGGUCGUCCCUCCUCUUCUUCUCACAAUCACAACUCUCUCAUGGACGCCGACGCUUCAUCCUCACUCUCUCCCUACGCUCUUCUCCUCCACGCGCUCUCCCUCGUCCCUCUCUCCCACUACCUCUUUCUCUCCCUUCUCCUCCUCCUCGUUCUUUUCUACAACUUGCUCGAGAUUCAUUUUCUCCACGACCUCUUCACCGCCUUCAGAGGCGAUCCUGUGAACCUCAUCUUCCACUCUUCCUCUCCCCUCUGCCAAUCGCUCGCUGCCACAUGCCACGUCCUCCGCGGCAGAUACUUGUCAACUCCAUGGCUUUCUGGUCCUCAUCUUCAAACAGCUUUCCUUACCUUUUUUGGGAGGGCCCCAAAUGUCACUUAUAAACGACAGCUGUUUCGAACUGUUGAUGGUGGAACAAUUGCCUUGGAUUGGUUAUAUUCUGAUGUUUUGGAAGACUCUGCCCAUGUGAAUGAUACCUCUCUGAAAGGCUGUAAGACUCCAAUUGUCAUUGUGAUUCCUGGAUUAACUAGUGAUUCUACUGCAGAUUAUAUAAAACAUUUUGCCUUCAAGAUGGCAAGACAGGGCAGGAAUGUUGUUGUAAGCAAUCAUCGUGGGCUUGCAGGCGUUUCACUAACUUCUGAUUGCUUCUAUAAUGCUGGAUGGACAGAGGACAUACGGAAGAUUGUUGAGCAUAUUCAUUCUCAAUAUCCAGAAGCUCCUCUAUAUGUUGUUGGAACUAGCAUUGGUGCCAAUAUUCUGGUAAAAUAUCUUGGAGAGGAUGGGGUUAAUACUCCUAUUGUUGGAGCCGCAGCUAUCUGCUCUCCUUGGGACCUUUUGAUAUGUGACAGGUUCAUUAACCGCAAGUUUGUACAGAAAUUUUAUAACAGAGUAUUAGCUGUUGGCCUGCAAGGUUAUGCACAAUUGCAUCAAUCUAUCUUGACUCGUCUAGCUAAUUGGAAUAAUAUAAAAAAGUCGCAUUCCGUUCGAGAUUUUGACGACCAUGCCACUCGUGUUCUUGGAAAAUUUGAGACUGUGGAUUCCUAUUACAGGCAUUCCAGUAGUACCAGUUACGUGAGAAAUGUAUCAGUGCCUCUCCUCUGCAUUAGUGCUUUGGAUGAUCCGGUCUGUACUAGGGAAGCUAUUCCAUUGGAUGAAUGCAGGGCAAAUGAAAACGUCAUGCUUGCUACCACACAACACGGAGGACAUCUAGCUUUUUAUGAAGGAAUAAAUGCAAGCAGCCUGUGGUGGGUGAGAGCCGUUGAUGAAUUUCUUGGUGUCUUACACUCGUCUCCAUUUGUAAACAGAGUAAAGAAGGUUCAGGAGUCUACAGUGCCUGCUCCAUCGGAAUCUUUGAUCGAUCAGGGGCCUUAUGUGAAUGUUGUUGGAGAUGGAAUGGUUGCUGCAGCAGGCACCGUGGCAAUGAACAAUGUUGCAGAAGAAGCACCAAAUGAGCCUCUUGCACAGCUUAAUGAACAUGACCAAGAUGUUUCUUUAGAAACAGAAAAGGAUGACAGGGUUGUGGGGGAAAUACUUAAUGAGAAUAACCUCAUUCCACCAUCGCAACAGCCUGUCAGUGUUGAUGAAAAAAUAGUUCCAAUGAGAAGACAAAUUGAUCAGCUUUCUCGAUACACCAGGAUUUCAAUCUGGUUGCUAGCAUGGAUCGCCUUCUCAACAACUUGGCCAUGGUUAGGUUUUGCUCUUACAUUGUUCCUCAAAAGAAGGUUCAAAAGAUUCAUGCCUACAAUGUUGCUUAAAAGAUAGUAGUACUCUUUAUGACAAUCAUAAUAAAAUCGAAUAAAACCAUAUUUAUGCAACUGUAAGAAGAGAGAAAUGAGACGAAGCAUCUCUGGGAACGAUAAUAAAGAUAGGAGAGCAAUUUAAAUAUCAAAAUUUUAUUCAACAGUGUUUACCUCAAAGUUAAUAUGUAAUAAACCCAUAUAAUAUGUAUAUUCAUGAAAUUCAUAUGAAGUAGAGACAAGCUGAGAAUUUCUUGAAUAAAGUAAUGUAAUUUCUUUUAUUCGAA
Messenger RNA from Mangifera indica (mango), 2109 nucleotides. RefSeq names its product phospholipase ABHD3. The record is from RefSeq and is a predicted model, not a curated record. Lineage: Eukaryota; Viridiplantae; Streptophyta; Magnoliopsida; Sapindales; Anacardiaceae. The transcript has 14 exons. Bases 132 to 1847 code for a protein of 571 amino acids. Gene Ontology annotation, molecular function: short-chain carboxylesterase activity; monoacylglycerol lipase activity.